This is a messenger RNA of Cylindrotheca closterium, 2298 nucleotides long. Lineage: Eukaryota; Bacillariophyta; Bacillariophyceae; Bacillariales; Bacillariaceae. The record is from the annotation of a GenBank genome assembly.
AUGAAGGUCCGAUUAAGACUUCGACCAGCAAGGAAGAAGAAAAGUAAUAAUGCUUUCAAAAAGACACUGUUUGCGGUCUCUCUUCUCGUCUUGUCAUUGCUGAAUGUGUUUACUUUCAGUCGCUUCAGUUCAGGAUGGUCAAAAGCACUAGUCUCCUUUUUUACCGAGUCAUCUGUGAUAGCUUGUCCACACAAUAUGACCGUUGAUAUUCUAUCGAUUGGAUCUGUGCACCGAUUAAAUUACCUGAGUGCCCAGCAAAACACCUUUGCGUCGCACUGUACUGUUCGAAACUUCUUUACAGCCACGGAAAAAGAGGAUGCUGAUCCACAUUGCGAAAGCAAGUUGUCGAACCAGACGGUCGUGGCCAUUAGCAACUUUUGUAGAAGGGGUCAUCGGUGGGGGCGCCACGGAAAGCGGUUCAUGGAAUACAUGUCGGGCUCCUAUGCAUUUCAUAAAUGGCUCUUUAAAAAGAAAAAUCCUCAGGGAUGGGUUUGUGCCCAAACACGACCAGCCCAAGCUCUCUUUAACGUUUUGGAAAAGUACCGAAAGCAAAAUGAAUCAUUCCCCGAUUACUUGAUGAUCCUUGAUGACGAUACGUACUACAACAUGAAACUGUUUUCAGAUUACUUUGGACCAAUGGAUAGUUCCGAGCCAAUGGUAGUCGCUGGGUGUCGUGUUCGUAGUCCCGUCCGACAUCUUAAUUUUACUAUACCAUUCGGUGGUUAUGGGACGACGGUCAGCAAGGGGUGGCUGGAGAAGAUGGUAACACCAAUCUCCUGUCCAGGCGAUACCGAUUAUUGCAACACCAUUCAAGUUGCCAGUGAAAUUGGUGAGCACGCAGUCUUCAAAAAUGGAAUGACCGUCGCCGAGCUGAUGUAUGCGUAUUCAACCUAUGAACCAUUUGAUCAAAGGGAAAAUUGGACAAUUGGUUUUUGCUUGCAUAGUGACUGGUUCAUUGCCUAUUUUACGAAUUUCUACAACCUAUCCAAUCAAGUGACUGACCCAGACUUUGCAAAUGAGCCUCGGGCCAGACUUGGCUCCAUUAUGGAAUCAGAAAUCAACGGAGGAGACGCUCCGCAUCGGAGGAAAAUAUGUGAUAUGCACAGUGGCAACUGCCAUUCCGAUUCGGUCGCUUGCCACUACAGCAAUCCAACCGAAAUGAAAGCGAUUACGGAUAUAGUUCGGCGAGAGAAUCCUCAGGAGUUCACGCUCCCUGAAAUUGACUGCAUAGACUGCGAUGAAGAUGAUGAACCCUAUUAUCAAGAAAAGGCUCCGAUACUUGACAUAAUCUCGUUAGUCCGCAAUGGUGGUGAUGAUGACACGGCCAAUAUUGAUGCACAGAAGAAAGUUAUUGGGUCAGACGAAUUCGUUCGCUCCUUUUUCAACAUAUCGCAAUCCAACACUGAUGAUUCCUCGUGUUCCAACACAAACAUGAUCGACUUGUCUCACGCCAACAGCAUCGUAUUGACAUGCAAAUCGGACAAACUGCUUAGUCCUGGAACGUGGCUGAUGAAUCAACUACGAAAUCGCUACGCUCAAUAUGCCGGUGACGAUUUACCUCGUUGGAUCUGUGAACAGCGAAGGCUAAUCAAAGGAGUCAGCCGGUUCCUUCUUCAGUACAAACAACACAUUCGAACGAAGAAACUUCCAGACUAUUUGCUACUGUUGACCGAUACGACCUACUUUAACGUCAAAGUAUUCCGAGAGAUGCUUCGAAAUAUUGCAAACGGAGUAAAGUCCUCUACUGGUAAGCACUACCAUCCGUUGGAUCCACUUGCUGUGGGUGGAUGUAUGAGAGAAUACGGCAUUUCUGAAGAGGUAUCCUUUCGAGUGCCAAAUCUUGAUUUUGGAAUCCUUCUGAAUCGGGCGACAUUGGAGGACCUCUUGACACGAAUUCACUGCAAUAAGAUAGAAACACGAAAGAAUCCUCUUUGCAGUAUCAUCUCAGAAUCUCAAAUAGGCGAAAGAGAUGUAUUCAAGGAUGGCAUGACUCCGGUGGACUUGAUGAACAGCUUUGCCACAGCAGACGCGCACCAAGAUUUCAAGAAUUGGACGGUUGGGAUGUGUUUUGAAGCUGGAUGGCUGUUGGCGUACUUUAUACAGUUUUAUACUGGAACCAGAGCAACCACCACGAUACCUCCAGAAUCAAGCCUUGCGCGUGUCAACAGUUCUUUACACGCAUACUUGGAGCCAAUACAGAAUGUACUUUGCCAGUACUCUGGGCGUGAUUGUAACAUCGAUGCUCCUUAUUGCAGUGGCAUAUCAGCUGACCAAAUGUCAGCGUAUAGGAGAAACUGA